CCAUCUCCCUCUUGGCCUCUUCUCAAACAAAACAAAAUGAGUUCUUCGAGUCUCAAUCUCUUAGCCAUUUUCCUCAUCUUCUCAACUUUGUCCUUCUUCAUUUGCCUUGGCCAGAACACUCCUCAAGAUUUCCUUGAAGUGCACAAUGAGGCUCGAGCGCAUGUCGGUGUGGGUCCUCUCUACUGGAACCACACCCUCGCUUCCUACGCUCAGAACUACGCCAAUGAGAGGAGCCAUGACUGCAACCUUGAGCACUCCGGCGGGCCGUUUGGUGAGAACAUCGCUGAGGGUUACGGCGACAUGAAGGGCUCCGACGCCGUCAAGUUCUGGCUCACCGAGAGGACCAACUACGACUACCACUCCAACACUUGCGUCAAUGAUGAGUGCCUUCAUUAUACUCAGAUCAUUUGGAGAGAUUCUCACCAUCUUGGCUGUGCUAGGGCUAAGUGUACCAAUGGCUGGAUGUUCGUUAUUUGCAGUUAUGAUCCACCGGGCAACGUUGAAGGCCAACGACCAUAUUGAUUCACAUAUAAUAUAUAGACUGAGAAGUUGAAUGAGCAUGCUCAUUGUUUGUAAUGUGGACAACUUCUAUAUAUUUAUAGUUUAUUACAUACCUCAUUCUCAGCUUUAUUGCUGGAGAAUUAAUUAUAUUAAAUCAUGCCAUUAGGUGUGAUUCAAUGAUGAGGUGUACUUAUAAAUGUUAAUUCCUAUUAGUUUUUUUAAAAAAAAAUCUCAAGUUUCGUUUC
Messenger RNA from Neltuma alba, 746 nucleotides. RefSeq names its product pathogenesis-related leaf protein 6-like. Gene Ontology annotation, cellular component: extracellular region. The transcript has a single exon. NCBI's taxonomy places the organism in Eukaryota, Viridiplantae, Streptophyta, Magnoliopsida, Fabales, Fabaceae. The record is from RefSeq and is a predicted model, not a curated record. The coding region runs from base 37 to 522 and encodes 161 amino acids.